Salmo salar (Atlantic salmon) is the source of this 1602-nucleotide messenger RNA. Its product is annotated as methionine-R-sulfoxide reductase B2, mitochondrial. Gene Ontology annotation, biological process: response to oxidative stress; protein repair. Gene Ontology annotation, cellular component: cytoplasm. Lineage: Eukaryota; Metazoa; Chordata; Actinopteri; Salmoniformes; Salmonidae. Gene Ontology annotation, molecular function: peptide-methionine (R)-S-oxide reductase activity. The record is from RefSeq and is a predicted model, not a curated record.
GCUAUUAGGCUUUAUAGAAUGGAAUUGCUUAGUUUGCAUCUGGAUAAGAUACUUUAUUGUAAGUUAAUAAGUUUAGUAGAUACUAUUGUAAUAUGUCCUAUUCAUAGUCUUUCUAUAAUUUUUUAAACAAAAUUAACAAGUGUUUUUGGUCCUGUUAUGUAAGUGGUUGAUGCAGAAUAGACCAGUGGAAUUUGCCAAAGAGCCAUCUGACACAGACCUACUGUCACAUUUUCCCUGGGGACAUAUUUACUCCAGAGCCAUCUGACACAGACCUACUGUCACAUUUUCCCUGGGGAUAUAUUUACUCCAAAGAGCCAUCUGACACAGACCUACUGUCACAUUUUCCCUGGGGACAUAUUUACUCCAAAGAGCCAUCUGACACAGACCUACUGUCACAUUUUCCCUGGGGAUAUAUUUACUCCAAAGAGCCAUCUGACACAGACCUACUGUCACAUUUUCCCUGGGGACAUAUUUACUCCAAAGAGCCAUCUGACACAGACCUACUGUCACAUUUUCCCUGGGGACAUAUUUACUCCAAAGAGCCAUCUGACACAGGCCUACUGUCACAUUUUCCCUGGGGACAUAUUUACUCCAAAGAGCCAUCUGACACAGACCUACUGUCACAUUUUCCCUGGGGAUAUAUUUACUCCAAAGAGCCAUCUGACACAGGCCUACUGUCACAUUUUCCCUGGGGACAUAUUUACUCCAAAGAGCAGAAACCCAUUGUGCUCUUAGUAGGCUACAGUGGGGAAAUUAAAAGCUAAAAGCAAUUAAAAAACAAUUUCAUUACAAAUAAAGUGCAACAAAACGCUCACCAAAUUUUGCUUAUCAAUGUUCGCAUGUGUGUGUUUGUGUGUUACGGGCUUGCGAUCACUGACUCGUUGUGAUGCGAUGACCGACUGGCAGAAGAAACUGACCACUAAACAGAACAUGGUAACGAGGGAGAAGGGGACAGAUGCCUUUCAGCGGUCUCUAUCUGAACCAUAGUGAAGUGGGGAUGUACCAGUGUGUGUCCUGCGACCCUCCCCUCUUCAGUUCAGAGGUGAAGUAUGACUCGGGCAUGAGCUGGCCGGCAUUCAAAGAGGCUCAUGGGACGUGGGAAUGCGACGAGAGCCACGUAUCCAUCAUCCGUCACCCUGACAACACCCUGGGUAGUGCAGAGACAGAGGUCGUCUGUAAACAUCCCUUACAGAAUUACCCACCACAAAAGGACCAAGCAGCGGAGGAGGAAGGAGCCACAGGAGAACAGCGUGAUGGACUGGACAUGGGAGGACAUCCUGGACGGCAAGGGAUCCUACACUUGGGAGGAGAUCCUGGUCGGAGGGGAUCGCCUCCCAUGGGAACAGGUAGUGGCACUCAGAAGAGCGGAGGGGGCACAGGGGCUGUUUGGCGGGGCGAGGAUGGAGCCCCAGGCCAGCUCCCCACACUAGCCCUGAGGUGCGCAGCCCAGUCUGACUCGGCCUGUUCCCACUCCCCGCACUAGCCCUAAGGUGCGUGUCUCCAGGCUGGCACGUCCUGUACCAGCCCCACGCAUCAGGCAUCUAGUGCGUCAGCCCAGCCUCGCCAGUCAGGAGUCGCCAGAGCUGCCCGCCAGUCAGGAGU